Messenger RNA from Dromaius novaehollandiae (emu), 4144 nucleotides. Its product is annotated as leucine-rich repeat and fibronectin type III domain-containing protein 1-like protein. Gene Ontology annotation, molecular function: protein binding. The coding region runs from base 596 to 2563 and encodes 655 amino acids. The record is from RefSeq and is a predicted model, not a curated record. Gene Ontology annotation, cellular component: presynaptic active zone membrane; cell surface. Lineage: Eukaryota; Metazoa; Chordata; Aves; Casuariiformes; Dromaiidae. The transcript has 5 exons.
GCCGCCCCGCCCCGCUCUGCCGUGCCGCAGCGCGCCUGCUCGGCGGCGUCAGGCGGGAGGGCGCCACUCCGCCGCCGCGGGCCGCGCCGCGCCGUCCGCAGCAUGCGCGGGGAGCGCCGGCUGCAGCGGCGCCGCCGGGAGCCGGGCGGGCGGGGGCCGCGCCGCCCUUCCGCGGGCGCCGCGUCGGGGCUGCAGCGGCCCUAGGCGGGGCCGCGCGCGGGCGAGCCGCCCCCGCCGCUGCGCGGGGCCCGAGCCUGGCGGCGCGGCGCGGCCCUGCGACGGCGGCGCGGCUGCCCCCGCCCCGCCCGCUGUCGCGGGAGCGGCGGAGCUGGAGCGGGCGCGCGGCUCCGCGGCUGAGCGCCACCGGCCAGCCCGGCCAUGGACGGCGAGGGAGCAGCGCCGGGCGCGCCGCCCCUCUAGGCUCGCCGGCGGCCGGCCGCGCCCGCUGCGGGAGAGCAUCCUUCUUCUGUGUGAAGGCUGCGUACCGGUCUUUCGACAUGUUCUGUCCAGUGACAAAUGAAGGAGUAGUUAGAAUAAAGCACUCGCGCGCACCACCACCUUCUGCCCCUUGAAGAGUACUUCAGAUGAAAACCGAAUGGUGACCGGACUGCUAGCUGUCUUCCGCAGCCUUCCCCCAGCAGUGGAGUCGGAGGAGAGGUUUGCUAUUUUUCUUACGAUGGAAAGGCUGGUUGUCUAUCUAUUGGUUAUUAGCACGGCUGUGAAGGCCAUGAUGUGUCCCAAAAGAUGUAUGUGUCAAAACCUGUCUCCAUCCUUCACGAUUCUCUGUACGAAGACUGGACUUCUCUUUGUGCCCCCCAGUAUUGACAGGAGAACAGCAGAACUUAGGUUAAUGGAUAACUUUAUCACUACGCUUAGGAGAAAGGAUUUUGCAAACAUGACUAAUCUAAUUCAUUUGACGCUAUCGAGAAAUACAAUAAGUCAAAUUAUGCCUUACGCAUUUUUUGAUCUUAAAGGCCUUCACGCCUUACACUUGGAUAGUAAUAGACUGACUUAUAUCAAUGAAGAUCAUUUCAAAGGUUUAAUUAAUCUUCGACACUUAAUACUCAGUAACAAUCAAUUAAACUACAUCUCUCCUGGGUCGCUGGAUGACUUUAUUGAAACAAUUGAAGACUUGGAUCUGUCCUACAACAAUCUCGUUAACGUUCCUUGGGAAACGAUUGCCAAGCUUUCUAACGUCAAUACGGUUAGUUUGGAUCAUAAUCUCAUUGAGUUUGUGCCGGAGGGAAUCUUCUCAAAUCUUCACAAACUUGCCCGGCUAGACAUGACCUCCAACAAGUUGAAAAAGAUCCCCCCCGAUCCUUUGUUUUCCAGAAUACCAGUAUAUGCUAAAUCUAAAGGAUCUCCGCUGUCGUCUCUGGUGCUUAGUUUUGGAGGGAAUCCUUUGCAUUGCAACUGCGAACUAGUGUGGCUGAGACGUCUCACCAGGGAAGACGAUCUAGAAACAUGUGCCUCGCCGCCAGAACUGAUGGGCAAAUAUUUUUGGUCUAUUAAAGAGGAGGAAUUUGUCUGCGAACCUCCGAUGAUAACACACCGAACCCCAAAAUUGACAGUCACGGAAGGCCAAAGCGUCUCUUUGAAAUGUAAAGCUGUGGGCGAUCCGGACCCGUAUGUUCGCUGGAUUUCACCUGAUGGGAAGCUGGUCUCUAACACAUCUAGGACUAUUUCUUAUGAGAAUGGUACUCUGGAUAUUUUGGCUACUUCUCUGACUGAGAAGGGCACGUUUACUUGCAUAGCGUCAAAUGCUGCGGGAGAGUCUACCGCUCCAGUCGAACUCCUCGUUACCCCGUACCCUAACCUCGCUAACAGCACCAACUGUGAUAAAGAUGCUGAGCCUGGUCCUUCAGAUAUUCUCAUAUCUGCCAAGUCAAGUUUUCCAAAUGAAACGAAGGCUCAGCAAGAGAAGGUGGUCACGGUCGCUGAGCUGACGUCAUCCUCUGCUCUUAUACAGUGGCCUUCUCAGCAUCACCUCCCUGGGAUUCGAAUGUACCAGAUCCAGUAUAACAGUUCUGCCGAUGACAUAUUAGUGUACAGGAUGAUCCCAGCUGCUAGUAAAUCCUUCUUCUUGACUGAUCUGGUUGCAGGACGCGAGUACGACCUUUGCGUUCUUGCCGUUUACGAUGAUGGAUUGACAUCUUUGACCGCAACCAGAGUGAUUGGAUGCGUGCAGUUCACCACCCAGGAAGAGUACAAGCAGUGCCGAUCCCUUCACGCGCAGUUUCUCGGAGGAACCAUGAUCAUCAUUAUCGGUGGAAUCAUUGUGGCUUCAGUUCUCGUUUUCAUCUUCAUCCUCCUCAUGAAAUACAAAGUCUACAACAACCACCACAAAAAUAAAACUACAAAAGUUAGUAACGUCUGCUCUCAAACCAAUGGAAGCCAAAGCGGCUCGAUGGCACGCUCCACUUCUAAACUCGCGGAGAGGCGGGAAAGUUUGCACCAGGAUUGCUCGGGAUCUUCCAUUAAAGGAAAAACCGUUGUAGAUUUGGAUUGCGAAAAAGUGACUCCGACCAGCACAACCUUUUUAACAACUGAUGCGUUAUCUUAAUGGCCAUUUGACGGAACAGGACGUGCUAAGGUGGUAUUGCUUGAAACAUUUUAAUGCGAGUGGUUGUAUUUUAAGCUUCACUACUAUUGUCUAUUUUUAAGAUCAGAUGGUUUAAAAAAUAUUUUUUUAAUCUGUAAACAGUUCUUGCAUUCUUAACUAUUUUGUUUCAAUAUAUUAAAUAUAAGUGUGUGAUUUACAAGAUUUUUUUACUGGUUCUUUUAUAGCAUACACCUCUGGUGUCGAGGCAGCAGCAUAGCUAAGUUCUGACUAGGUUUGUCUUCAGUGAAAUGCGCUAUUUGUUCAUUUGUUUACCGACUAGCAGCAAAGAUGUACUGUCAGGAUCCUCAGACUUCCUUUCUCAUAGCAGAACUGUUUAGCAGCCUAAACUUAAUCAUUCGUAAGGAAUGGUUUGUUAUAAAAAGUUAAUAGGUUCUCAAUGCGGAGUUAUUUAUUGUCAUAGAUGCAUUGUAUACGUGCAGCUCACAACAGAAAUAAAAUACGUAGAGGUUCCCUAUGGGAGAAAAAAAAAUUGCUACUCUUUAAAAAGAAAGAAAAUGGAAAGUACUUUAGCAUAGUCUCUCCGAAUUAUACGCUGGCACAGAAAUACCAACUCGUAUUGUUUGUUUUAUAAAAGCUGGUAUCUCCUGAGAGUGUGCUUUUGAGAAACCUCUCGGAAGUCACAGAGUUACCUCUGCUUGGGCAGUAAGAAGCUCCCUCUUUUGUUCUUCCUAGGUAGUAAAACUUCACAAACUGGUUGAAAUUAGAUGUGCUCCGCUGUGCACAUAUUUGCCAUGCUGAAACACGUGCCAUAGCCUCCUGUUCUAAAAGCAUACUGCUUGAGGUAUCUUUCUCUUUCUUCUUUUUAUGUAAAUUAGUUGAGCGAGGACCUGCAGGUUAAAGCUGCUGCGUCCCGAGGCACGCCGCACUAUCUCACUGUGACACUGCAUCUUCAGAUGGCUUUUAUACCGGUCUCUUGUUUCUGUGAUACUGCAUGAAGUGUAAUGUAACUGGCUGAAAGAUGAAUUAUGUAAAUGUUUCCAUGCAAGUCAUUUUAAUGAUUCAUACGGAAUAAUUAAAUGUUCCUUUUGUUCAAAGGGAUACUGUCAGAUCGAGAUGGGCCCAAAGUUUAGGUUUGGAAAUACUCUCUUACAAAACCUAAGAGGAGUCGUAACCUUGACUAAACAAAAUGUCCCCGCUGCCGCCUUCUUUGAUGGGAAUCCUUUGCGUUGUUUUGGUACUCGGCUUCGAAAGCAAAACAAGAAAAAGCGUGAAUACCUUUAUUUAUAAACUGCGAGAAGUGGAAUGGGAAAACAAAUGACGGGAGAGGCUUGUGAGCUGAGUGACUGGCUUGUAUCUUUCAAGGUGAUUGUGUCACAAUUUAGAAGUCAACAAAAAGCAAAGGUAUUCCUCCUAACAUUGUCCCUUUAAUUGACUACAAGUAUUUUUUCUUGGUUGGAUAGGAAAGCACGGGCCAAGAAAAGUCAUAUGGUGGACAGCUGAAAGCUGUUUAACUAUACAGCAUUUAAGUAAUAUAUUUUAUUUGAUCAUGAAAUUAAGUAAUAAAUAUAACUGUAAAAAUUA